AAUGCAGGUGCGGUACUUAGUCGUUCUAAACCAGCGGUUUGUUUACAUUUUGAGUAUUCUGAGAGCAUGUUGACUCCUAAAUUCUCGUUAACGCAGGACUCGGAGUUUAUAUAUAUUCAUAUUCAUGCUCCUUACAUUAGAUUAUCAGAGGCUGAAUGCUUUGUUGAUGACGAUGAAUUUCGCUUUUAUGCGAACCCAUACUAUUUACGUCUACACUUUCCCGGUAAAAUUCAAGAAGAUGAAAAAUCAACCUCAAAGUACGAUGUUGACACUGGUCAGCUGACUGUUCGAGUUACCAAGCAAACUAAGUCGGAACAUUUUGAAGGACUAAAUUUAUUGACUAAACUUCUAACUCCUAAAACAAAUUUAGUUCUACACGCCUCUCCAGAAAUCGAAGUUCUCACUAGUGAUGUAGCGGCAGCAGAAGUUCCGGAAACAGAAGAGGAUGAAGAAAAUUGGUACAUUGAACAGAAUCUUCAAGAGGAUGAUCAUGUAAAUUUGAGUUUGACAGGUCCGAAGUAUGGUUUUGCAAAUAGAAAAUCAAAUUGCCUGAACCGUGUUGCAUCAGAAAUAACAGAUUUGAUAGACUUACAUAACCCAGAUGAAAUCUCUCAAAAAAAUAGGAGAGAAUUACGAGAACAGCAAGAAGAUUCUCUUUUUGAUUGUGAACAUUAUUUGGCAGACCUUUUUGAUGAUGAUAUUAUUCAAGAGCUUUUUGCAGCUGACUAUAAAGAUCUGACAGGUGUAGUUGGUGAACAUAUUGUUUUAUCUGACAAAGAGAAUGAAAAGCUUAUAAACUUACCAAGAAGGGAUUAUGUCAUUGAGAAAAACAAUUUGGAAGCAACUUAUUUGGGUCUGGUGGACUUGAUGCUUGCCUAUGCAUAUACUUUUCGAUUUACCCAUGGAGAUUUCGGCAUAGAAUCAGAUUGGACAAUAUGUAAACUUAGCAGUACACUUUCAUGGCUUGAUACAUUUCAGAGCAUUGACGAAGUUGUUGUAAGCUUUGCUCGCCGAUGCUUAGUUUUUCCUCUUUAUCGCAAUUGGAAGCUUUUUGAAAAAGUUCUUUCAGAUGUUAAGUCAAUUUUUAAUGUUGGCAAACUCCAAAUUCUGAAGUGUUUAUUAGGUAUUCACAGUGUACUCUUAGAAAGUGAGGUUAAACAUCCUCUAAAUGACCUCUAUAUUACUGAUUACUGUGUUUGGAUACAAAUAGCUGAUGCACAGAAAAUAAAAACUAUGUCUGAGGCCUUAAGUAACAUUGCUGUCAGCAAGUCAGACUUAAAUUUUAAAUUAGAGGAAAUGGAGGCAGAUGCAAUGAAAUUAAUGGCUGAAAAUGAUGAUACUGAAACAGAAGAUGAAAAAGUCUGUAGUUUGAUGAAAGCUUUUGAUAAGGUUGUGACACUUAAAAUUGAUGAAACAUCUGAUAGUGAUGACAGCAGUGAUGAGGAGGAGGAAGAAGAAAAUGAUGCUAAAAGUUCAGAUUCUUCAGAUAUUUCUAGUCAGUGUGACAGUUAAAUUUCAAAUGCAUUGCUUUAUUUUUUUAUCAUCAUGUUAUUUUUUCUAAUGUAAAAUUGUGUUGUACCAUAUAUUAUAUUUUGUAAAAAUAAGCUGUAGUUGUAUAAAUAUUUCAAUGUAUUGAAAAAAAGAAGGAUAUCUAGAUCUAUACUAUGUAUUUUGUAGCCUACCAUUUGUACAUAGCCUAAAUGUUUUUGUUAGAAUGAUAUGGGAUAAUAUGAAGAUGGGAGAUAUAUAGAAAGUUUUCUAUUGUGUGUUAAUUAACACGAAAAGUAAAUAGCAUAUAUAUAUAAUACCAAUUGUUCAAAUAUUUCACUCAUAAAUAUUUCACUCAUGUAGCAAAACACCAUAAAACUAUGGAAAUGAUUUUUUGUCAUUUUAUUUUAAUGGUGCUUCAAUUAUUUAGAUGUGCACACAUAAGGCUCUACAAACAAGUGACUUAACCAAAUACAUGUAAAUGUAAAACAAGAACAAAAAGAUAAUUGAUGAAAUGUUUAAUACACUCACAACAUUCAAUGCCUCAUAUCAUGCAAUGGCAUCACGCCUCAAUAAACAACAUGAUUACUUACACCAAGUGUGUCCAUGAAAACACAGACAAAUUAAAAAGCAACCAUAAAAAAAUGAUGCUAAGUACUAAUAGAAUCAAAAACAUGUCCAUGUCCCCAUCUUACUAAGAAAUGUACAAAAUAAGUGACGUUAUGAA
Molecule: messenger RNA, 2215 nt
Organism: Biomphalaria glabrata
Lineage: Eukaryota; Metazoa; Mollusca; Gastropoda; Planorbidae
Product: protein SHQ1 homolog
Exons: 1
Coding region: 67-1512 (481 amino acids)
Biological process (GO): box H/ACA snoRNP assembly
Cellular component (GO): cytoplasm; nucleoplasm
Source: RefSeq, a predicted model, not a curated record